AUGUUAUUGAUGAAGGAGGAAGUUCCCCAAUUCCCCAUAUCCAGAAUAACUCGAUGGCAAGGAGUGAAAGGAAUGGCCGUGAUUUUGUUGUGUCUUGUUGCCGGAUCUUUUGCCGGUUACCUACCUGUUGCCGCACCUGCAUACGACAUUAACAUCCCUACUCCAUACGACACCGGCUACGAUACUGUCGAUGAGUACGGCACCAGACAGAGCCGUCAGGAGAGUGGGGAUGGUGCCGGCAGAGUUCAGGGAUCUUAUGGCUACACAGACCCCUGGGGCACCGGUCGUCAGGUCAACUAUGUAGCUGAUGAAGGAGGUUUCCGUGCCUGGAUUUCAACAAACGAGCCUGGUACCGACAACCAGAAUCCUGCCGACGUUGAAAUCAACUCCCAGGCUGCUGCCCCAGCUCCUGUUGUGAAAAAUGUAGCUGUUCCUUCUGCUUAUGCUGCUCUUCCAGUUGCUCCCAAGGUUGCUGUAACUGCACCUGUAGUUAAGGGAGGUCUUCCAUUGGCUUAUCCUGGCAACUUGUACCAAGGUUGGGACUAA
This is a messenger RNA of Limulus polyphemus (Atlantic horseshoe crab), 546 nucleotides long. RefSeq names its product cuticle protein 16.8-like. Bases 1 to 546 code for a protein of 181 amino acids. The record is from RefSeq and is a predicted model, not a curated record. Gene Ontology annotation, molecular function: structural constituent of chitin-based larval cuticle. Gene Ontology annotation, cellular component: chitin-based extracellular matrix. The transcript is spliced from 3 exons. Lineage: Eukaryota; Metazoa; Arthropoda; Merostomata; Xiphosura; Limulidae.